AUUGCAGGUACAGACAGAGAGGAUAGUGCGGUGUGGAUACACUAUGUUGCUGUCCUGUGUGCUCCUGGCUCUGGCCCUGCUUCCUCUACCUCCCCCAGUAAACCCCAGUGUGGACUCCUCCUUCAGGGAAUGCAGCCAGUUCCUGUACCGGAGCCAGGCCCCAAGGGGCCUCCAGAGGACUCAGGGCCUUCAGAAGGUUUGCCAGUAUUACGGGGACAAGGCGCGCUACGCCACCCUGUACGACCCAGCAGGCAGGAUCCCCCUCUUCUCCGCCUACACCUUUAAACGCUCCAAUGGUGAGAGCAGGGAAGGUCUGCCCUGGAUGUACGAACCACAGCUGUCCAGUGGCUCUGGGACAGGUAACAUGCAGCCCUUCCCCCAUUCUCCCUCCAGCCUCCUGGCCCUAGAGGAGAGCCAGGCCGUGCUGGCCGACUACUCCGACGCAGUCGUCUACGAGCGUGGCCAACUGAACCCCGACCAGCACCAGGCCAGUCCUGGGGACAAGGCCUCGACCUACACCCUGACCAACGUGGUUCCCCAGGCUAGGGAGUUCCUCCACCACCACUGGCUACCCUACCUGGAGGACAUCCGCAAACGCCUCAACAACUAUUGUCGUGGAAAGGCUUACAUCAUCAGUGGCGUCACCACCACUGGUAACACCAUCCGGAGAGGUAACGUUAACCGGGUGGUGGUACCGAAACAUCUGUGGACAGCCUACUGCUGUCCUGAUUUUGAUCUCAGCGCGCCGUAUGAGCUCCGGUACAAGUUCCCUACUUAUGCAGCCUACGGGCUUAAUGACGUGGUAGAUAACGCCGUCACGGAGACGUCGACGAAGAGCGUGGAGGCGUUGGUGAAUAGAGAGAUGGCUGUGGAUCAGGACUUUCAGCUGUUCAACGGAAACUGUGUCCCUGAAGUGUGAGCGGUUAUGAGAGUGAAUCUCAAGAGACAAUCUUUUAAAGAGAGAGAUGGGGGGAGAUGUUCCUGCCACUGAAAAUAUAAAUGAUGUGGUGAUAUUUAUGAAAUUACUAACCAAUAAAGCAAUCAUUAUACAUUU
This is a messenger RNA of Salmo salar (Atlantic salmon), 1054 nucleotides long. Its product is annotated as endonuclease domain-containing 1 protein. Lineage: Eukaryota; Metazoa; Chordata; Actinopteri; Salmoniformes; Salmonidae. The record is from RefSeq and is a predicted model, not a curated record. Gene Ontology annotation, molecular function: hydrolase activity; metal ion binding; nucleic acid binding.